Messenger RNA from Panicum hallii, 748 nucleotides. Its product is annotated as protein LURP-one-related 10-like. The record is from RefSeq and is a predicted model, not a curated record. The transcript is spliced from 3 exons. Bases 1 to 645 code for a protein of 214 amino acids. Lineage: Eukaryota; Viridiplantae; Streptophyta; Magnoliopsida; Poales; Poaceae.
AUGGCGGCACCGCCGCCGUUCCCGGCGCCCCCGCCGCCGCAGCCCAGCGGAGGCAUCGUCGGCCCGUUGCCGGUGGUGGCGCCGCACUUCUGCGCGCCGUACGUGGUGCAGCUGAACGUGCAGGAGCAGUUCGGCCUCCGGGAGGGCGACUUCCUCAUCACCGACACCAACGGCGCCGUCGUGAUCACGGUCAAGGGCGCCUUCAUCAGCAUCCACAACCGCCGCGUCCUCUUCGACGCCUACGGCAAUCCCCUCCUCUGCAUGAAGGAGAAGGUAAUUAGUAUGCACAACAGAUGGGAAGUGUACAGAGGGGACAGCACCAAAUCAAGUGAUCUGCUCUUCACCGUCAAGAAAUCUUCGAUCAUCCAACCCUUCAAAACGGAGAUGUACAUCUACUUGGCUUCGAACACCUCGCAUGAGGUCUGCGAUUUCAAGAUGAACGGUAGCUUCAACGAGAGAGCUUGUUCUUUCUACCUUGGUAACACCAACACCUUGAUUGCUCAAAUGCACCGUCAGCAUACUGCCACAAGCGUGGUGUUGGGAACAGACCACUACAGUCUCACCGUGUUUCCGAAUGUGGACCACGUGUUCAUCUCAGCUCUUGUUGUGAUUCUACAGGAGCUUCACACGGAUAAAAAUGAUUGAUGAGCACAGGGAUAAUCCAAGCUUCCGUGCAUCGAUCGAGUUGCGUGGGCGUGUCAUAUAUAUGAUGAUAUUAUUGUUUCUCUUUUUUAUUAGUGUAAUUUGA